AUAAUUAUAUUGUAUUAUAGAUUUUUUUUCAGAAUUAAGUAAAUCAUGAAAAUCACUUUCAUUAUCAAAAAGUUAUUUUACAGUGAAGGUUCGGCACCAUUGCCAAUUAGGAUUUGUUUUGUAUUGUUUACAAUUACACUUUUUAAUGCUGUUUCUAUGACAUCAGUUUUCUCAUAUCUUCCUCGCCUUGUCAAGGACUUUGGUUCCACUGAAAUUGAUGCAGGAAGAAAAUCUGGAAUUAUUGCAUCAGCCAUGUUUAUUUCCAGAAUAUUUAGCAGUUUAUUAUGGGGUUACGUCUGUGAUAAAUGUGGAAAAAAGUUAUCUCUUUUAUUGUCUGGAGGAUGCGUUGCAAUAUCAACACUUAUGUUUGGAUUUUCAUUUAACUACCCCUGGACUGUAGUAACAAGAUUUUUGCAGGGUUUUUCGAUGGGAAUUAUGGUGAUUACAAAAGCUUAUAUGUCAGAUAUUUGUGAUGACAGUAACCUAGCUACUGGUAUGGGUGUAAUAUUCUCAGGCUACAAUAUAGGACUAGUUAUUGGCCCCAGUAUGGCUGGAUUUUUAGUUUUCCCUGUUGAGAAAUAUCCUAAAGUUUUUAGAAAAGAUUCCUUCUUUGACAGAUUCAAAAUAUUUAUUCCAAACUUUAUUAUUGUAAUUGGAAUGACUUUAGCAUUGCUUGCUUCUAUUUUUGUUCUUCCAAAGAAAACUAGCGUUGACAGGGAUUCGUUACUUAUUGAAGAUAAAAAGGACUCUUCUAUGUUCAAUGUUGAUGCAUAUCUCAAUUGUUCUGUUAAUCUAGAAAUACUUAAAAAAAGUAAAAAUGAAUCAACUAGAUUAAUUGAUUCAAAGCCUUCCAAGUUAAAAAAAUUCUUGAUGUUGUUAAAGAUGAGUAGUUUUGCUAAACUGUUAAGAAACAAAGAUUUCCUUAUUUCAUCUAUGCUUUACGGAUUAUAUACUCUGUUUACUAUUGGUUAUGAAGAAUUAUUUCCAGUCUUUGCUUCUACUUCUAUUGAAUAUGGUGGUCUAGGAAUGUCAACAUCUGAAAUAGGUUUACUUUAUCUAAUUGUUUCGGUAGCAAUGUUCAUUGCACAACUCGUUUUUAUCAACAAGAUGAUUGACAAAUUUGGUUCAAAAAAGAUAUUUAUAUCAUCAUCUCUCAUAUUUGGCUUUUUAAUGCCUUUGAUACCAUUGAUUAGCAUUAUAAAAAACAAAAUUUUUCUUUGGAUUAUCUUGUGGAUUAACCAAGUAUUUGUUCGCAUUGCAAUGAUGUCAGGUUUUACAGCAAUCAAUAUUUUCAUAAACAACUCUGUUGCUUCAGACUUAACUGGUUUAGCUAAUGGUGUUGGGAUGUCUGUUUCGUGUAUAGGGAGAUCUAUAGGACCCGCAAGUUUUGGUAGUCUUUUUACAUGGUCUUUGGCAUAUAAAGGACGGCAGUUUCCAUUUAACCAGUAUUUUUCUUUUCUUUUGAUAUUAGUUGUUACAGUUGCAGUGUCGUUAAUUUCACUUUGUGUUCCUGAAAGCUUAAAUAAAAAGAAAACAGAGUCCACACAAAAAUCGCCUGUUACUGUGACAACCAGUGUUUUUAAACUUUGAUAGUUAUUUUACUUUUUAAUUUAUACACUGUAAAUAAAUGAAAAAAUUUAUUGUAAAUUGUAUAUGAAAAUUUUUUUAAAGCAA
Hydra vulgaris (swiftwater hydra) is the source of this 1674-nucleotide messenger RNA. RefSeq lists its product as uncharacterized. Lineage: Eukaryota; Metazoa; Cnidaria; Hydrozoa; Anthoathecata; Hydridae. Gene Ontology annotation, biological process: transmembrane transport. The record is from RefSeq and is a predicted model, not a curated record. Gene Ontology annotation, molecular function: transmembrane transporter activity.